Molecule: messenger RNA, 932 nt
Organism: Helianthus annuus (common sunflower)
Lineage: Eukaryota; Viridiplantae; Streptophyta; Magnoliopsida; Asterales; Asteraceae
Product: putative low molecular weight protein-tyrosine-phosphatase slr0328
Exons: 5
Coding region: 54-770 (238 amino acids)
Biological process (GO): protein dephosphorylation
Molecular function (GO): protein tyrosine phosphatase activity
Source: RefSeq, a predicted model, not a curated record
CACUCAUGACUCAGUGACUCGCCCCUUUUCUUCUCUCAAACUAGCAUCAAGUCAUGAGGACACUAUACACCAGUAGCCUCCCAACAUUCCCCAACUUAUUACCAUUUUGCCACCCCAAAUCCCCCUUUCUUGUAACCCUUAACCCACACUCACUUUCUCAAAGUUCAAAUCUUUUUCAUCAAAGAUCAAAAAUCAAACAAAACCCAAUUGCCAUAAUCACGUCAUCAAUGGCUUCCACAACUCAGGGAGAGAAAAUUACAGAAAAACCCUUCUCUGUUCUCUUUGUAUGUUUGGGUAACAUUUGCAGAAGCCCAGCUGCUGAGGGUGUGUUCACUGAUUUGGUUAAAAAGAGGAAUCUUUCUGAUAAAUUUAUCAUUGAUUCUGCUGGUACCAUCAAUUAUCAUGAGGGGGGUCCAGCAGACUCGCGAAUGAGAGCUACCUCUAAAAGAAGGGGCAUUGAAAUCACGUCGAUAUCAAGGCCAAUAAGGCCUUCGGAUUUUAAAGAAUUUGAUAUCAUUCUUGCCAUGGAUAAGCAAAACAGAGAGGAUAUACUUGCAGCUUUCGAGAGAUGGAGGUUUAGGGAGACCUUACCAGCUGAUGGAGCCAAUAAGGUUAAGUUGAUGUGUUCUUACUGCAAAAAACAUGAUGAAACCGAAGUCCCCGAUCCGUACUAUGGUGGUCAACAAGGGUUUGAGAAGGUGUUGGAUUUGCUUGAGGACGCCUGUGAAUCACUUUUGGAAAGCAUUUUGGCUGAAAACAGUACUUCAUAGACUGCAAAUUUUUAUUAUCUUUUGAAGUUGUAUAAAUAAAUAGUACCUAUGGAAUAUGAUUGUUAAAUCAAACACAUAAAACAUUGUUAAUAUGCAAUUGCUCCAUUGUACUUGUAAUCACUUUUACAAUCAUUUUAGGAAUAAUAUUGAACUUGAUACCUA